GCUCGUCGUCGUUAGUCGCUAGUCGAUACUAGCCCGCCCCCAAAUCGUUAACUUGCAAGUGAAAACUCUAAAGAAAGCAACAAUCCAAUAAGCGAAUGGAUUUGAAUAGCCAUUCAAAAAUUAUAUAAUAUUUGUGUUUCAUUUACAACAAGAUCCAUCAAUUAAAUCUUAUAUUCUGUGCUGUGUUUUGACCAUGAGACAUUUUGAUCUAACAACAAGCUGGAAAUGGAAAUUGAUGCGACAAAAUGAAACGUAGAAAAACAAGAAAUAAAACGCAAAAAUCAGCUGGAGUCAUGUCAUGGGAUUGUUAUUUAAAGGUUCCAAACUCUUGAACAUAAUUCUGGAUUCCCUGGAAGAUCAAGAGGGUGGAGCUAUGUACAUAUCGUGCGAUGUCUCAAACGGAGGUCCUGUGGAACCAGAAACGGGCUAUGUGCCCAAUAAUCCAUUAUUCGGCCUGGCGCUGGACAGUCCGCAGCAAGAGUGCGCUGCAUCCUGCGUCGGCUGCUUAUCCUGCCAAGGCAACACCGCCCUGCCCAUCUCCUCGCUGACCAGCAGCGACUUCGAUUGCGGCGGCUGCUUCGAUCCGACCAUUGGUGUGCUGAGCGGCCAGAUCAAUACCACGCCGCCGGCCAGCAGCAGCAGCAACAACAACAACAACAACAACAAUAGCAGCAGCAGCAACAACAACAGCAACAGCGUCGCCUCGCUGACCGGCAACGGCAGCUACUGGAGCACCGACGAGAUGGCAUCCACGUUUCCGGGCCUACCGCCGCUAGACAUCGAUCCGCUGCCCAGCCUCUUCCCGUUCUCGCCCUGCGGCGCGUCCUACAAUUUCGCCAGCAAUCCGCACCAGGCCUCGCUCUCCUACACCGUGCAUCCGCACCAGAUGCUGAUCUCACCCACAGGCAGUCAGCACCACCAUCAGCAGCAGUACCAGCACCAGCACCAGCACCAGCAACAGAACCAGCAGCAGCAGCAGCCGCACACACAGUCGUCCACACAUUCCCAUCAGCUGCAGUCGCAGCACUUGCAGCAGGCAUCGCACGGUGGCAACGCGCUCCACGGCCACAGCACCGGCAUUGGGAACGGGCCGCUCGUCGGCGGGAGUGGCUCGGGGUCGGGCAGCGGUUGCUACUACGAGGCGGCCACCAAUGCCAGUGCACCGCCCAUGUAUCCCAGCAUGAGUGUCAAUGUGAGCAUGAACAUGACCAUGCAUCAUGGCUACGGCGCCGAUGCGGGUGCGGUGCCCAUGCCGUGCUCCCAGAUGAAUUGGACGCCGCCGAACAGCUCCUCGGCGGCGGUCAAUGUGCUCUAUCCGCCGCUACUGAGUCCCACGCACUAUCCGGCCUCGGCCACCUACUCCUUCACGGCAGACUUUCGCGCUCCGCCGCCGAGUGCGCUCAGCGCUCUGCCCACGCUGGCCGACAAGGAGUCGACGCCCUCGCCGCCCGCCUCCAGCACAGCCGCCGCGCUGGGCUACUAUGCGACGGGUGGCGGGCAGAGCUAUACGCCGCCACACAAGAGUCCCAGCUAUCAGGCAGCAGCACUGAGUCUCGGGCUGUCCGCCUUCGAGGAUGAGGAGGAGAGCAUCGAGGAUGGCGAUGCUGAUGGCGAGGGCAGUGCCGGCGGUGAUAUGAAGCCGAAUCUAUGUCGGCUGUGCGGCAAGACGUAUGCGAGGCCGAGCACAUUGAAGACGCACUUGCGUACCCAUUCCGGCGAACGGCCGUACCGAUGUCCGGACUGCAACAAGAGCUUCUCACAGGCCGCCAAUCUGACGGCCCACGUACGCACACAUACCGGACAGAAGCCGUUCCGCUGUCCCAUUUGUGAUAGACGUUUCUCGCAAAGUUCCAGCGUAACCACGCACAUGCGAACCCAUUCCGGCGAGCGGCCCUAUCGCUGCUCCUCCUGCAAGAAGUCCUUCUCGGACAGCUCCACGCUGACCAAGCAUCUGCGCAUCCACAGCGGCGAGAAGCCCUACCAAUGUAAAUUGUGUUUGCUCAGAUUCUCGCAAUCGGGCAACCUGAAUCGGCACAUGCGCGUUCACGGCAACAACUCGAACGGCAGCGGCAGUGGCAAUGGUGGCAACGGUGGCUCUGCCGGCAUUGGUGGUGCUCUUCUCACAUGACAAAAGCCGCGCAGUGCAGGCGGUUUUCAGCAUUAUCACCCUCCGCACACGCACUCUCACUCACACGCACACGCACACCCACAUCCGCAUCCGUAUCCGCACACACAUAUGCAUCACCACGCCCACGCACAUUUGGCGAACUAUGAAUAUGGGAAUUACGGCAUCGGCGACUAUACUCCACCCACACAAAACUAUUCCGGGUAUUAUUUCUGCGCACUCAACAAGCCGCCCAAAUUCGAACGAUUCUAUUAGAGUUGGGAAUGACUCGAAGAUAAUACAGUUCCAGAUAAAUCCAGUCCCCGAGAUAUUUCCAAUCGUAAAUGCUCAAAGUUAAAUUGAAAUUAAAAAAAAACAAAA
Molecule: messenger RNA, 2485 nt
Organism: Drosophila arizonae
Lineage: Eukaryota; Metazoa; Arthropoda; Insecta; Diptera; Drosophilidae
Gene: gl
Product: glass
Biological process (GO): regulation of gene expression
Cellular component (GO): nucleus
Source: RefSeq, a predicted model, not a curated record